AUGCUCCGUCUAGCAAAUUCCACUUCCCGGCAAACUUAUCGAAGCAUUGUCCCGACCUUGUGUGCUUGUUCGUCACUGGUCUCUGCGCCGACCCUGGGACCGAGUACUGUUGCUGCUACUGCCUCUGGGAGCAACUACUGCGGCAGCCGUUAUUACACAAACAAAGUUACAAGUCAUGCGCGUGCCCCGCCACUCUGCUCAAAUACUCGCCGCCCUCGUUGCUCUUCUUCUUCCUUUUUGUUUUAUUCUCUCCACAACAAUCCCAAUUCAAACAAUUUCCCACGUAAAACCCUCCCAAUUGCUCAGAAAAUGCCUCUCAUCACCAUUAAAGCCACUAUCAAGGACUCCCUCACUAAGCAUGAAGUCUUUCCAGAUGUUCUCGAAGAGUUUACACCUUCUGGAUUGAUCACCGUUUCCUACGGUAAUAAUCUUGAGGUUGCUCUUGGAAACACUCUCAAGCCCUCCGAAACUCAAGAGCUUCCAGACCUCCACAUCACCUUCAAUGCUGAGGGUGCUGCCACCCCAACCAUUCUGUCUGCUGGGGCUCCAGAGUCUGCCAAUUCUGAGCCUACUUUUACUCUCGUCAUGACUGACCCUGAUGCUCCCUCCCGCACAGACAAGUCUUUCUCUGAAUACCUCCAUUACUUGGUCACUGGGCUCCGUCUCAAGUCUCCCUCUGCCGAAGAUCCCACUGCUGACAUUGCCUCUCGCCUGGAAGUUGAAAAGGGUAACACUCUUGUCCCUUAUAUGGGUCCUGGACCCCCACCUAAGACUGGCAAGCACCGCUACGUCUUUGUUUUGCUCCGUGAGACCAAGGGCUCCCCCCAGAAGUUUGACGGUGAACGUGCUCGAUGGGGUACCGAGAUUAACGGCUAUGGUCUUAAGGAGUAUGCUGAAAAGAACGGUCUUGUUCCUGUUGCCAUUAACUUCUACUAUGCUCAGAACGAUGUCCAGUAA
Messenger RNA from Magnusiomyces paraingens, 957 nucleotides. RefSeq lists its product as uncharacterized. NCBI's taxonomy places the organism in Eukaryota, Fungi, Ascomycota, Dipodascomycetes, Dipodascales, Dipodascaceae. Gene Ontology annotation, biological process: regulation of proteolysis; regulation of Ras protein signal transduction. The transcript has 3 exons. The coding region runs from base 1 to 957 and encodes 318 amino acids. Gene Ontology annotation, molecular function: phospholipid binding; peptidase inhibitor activity. The record is from RefSeq and is a predicted model, not a curated record.